AUGUCUAUGGUUCUCCCACCCAACUACUUCCCUACCCCCUCCCCUCCUCGAUACUCCUAUCUCCUACCCGAAGGCGAAGAGACAGUCGAGUUUACUCCGAGAGGGAAUGCACCGACAAAUGUUUUGGUGAACAUCACAAAGACGUGCAGUUUCCUGACAAUCAUUCUCAAAGACCAAAAUCCGGCCGAGGAAUGUCCCACUUAUGGCCGGGGCUCUACAAUUCAUGGUGAGAUCGGACUUAGAAGCAGCGCAUCUGUGCUGAGUGUCUCCAUAAAGCUGAAAGGCCGUCUUCGCGUAUCUAUAUCGGACUCGGGCUCAGCCACAAUUCCUGUGGUUUCGGAGAGUGCGGUGUUGUGGUCUCGGGACUCGGCGCAUAAGGACCUAUGUCCGAGCGUCCUCCCAUUCUCAAUUGCAUUCCCCACGACAUUCAAACACGGGGAUCGCGUUCGAUCUAUACCGCCCUCGUUCUCUGAAGCAUAUUACCAACUCCCCGCAAUUUCUGCACAAUGCUCGUAUAUCCUAAAAGUCACCAUCCACAACAGUUCGAAGAUGGCAUUUUGGAAGCCUUCGAGGUCUUAUUCCUUAUGGUUAAAUUAUCGACCGAGAACAAGACCGCAACGGCCGGUGUUCCACCUGGAUAGAUUUUUAGCGACUCUAAAACAGAUACCAGAGGAUUGGUUGGAACUAGAAUCUACCAUGCGCAUUCGCAGGACAGACAGUCCCGACUUGAAACCUAUCUCAUGUAGGUUCUUUUUCCCUUCUGUCGGAGCCUUCGGGCUCUCUGAUACCAUACCAUUUCACAUUCAGAUCUCUUCAAGCUUGGCGUCAUUACGGCUUCUGUUAUCACCAGAAAUCCCGAAUUCGGGAACAGAGCGACCCAGCGUUCGAGUAUUCAUAUCCCGACAAACGAUGGUAGAAGUCAAUACGCGAAAAUGUUGGAGAACGGCAACGUUGGUGGAGGGAAGAGUAAGAGCAAUUGCACCUCCAAUAUAUACCACUGCCGUUGAAGGGGCCGAUACGUAUGUUGACUGGGAAGGUGAAGUGCGAGUUGAAAAGGAUAUGGUGCAAUACGGAGGGUUCAAUAUUGGAACAGUGAUCGUCAAAGACUAUAUCGUUUUCGCAAUCACGCCCCCCAAUCCGCGAAGUUGUCCGCUAUUAGCCCACCAGCACUCAGUGCCUAUCAAGUUAGUGACAGACGUAUGGACGGACGGUUCGACGUCCCAUCCAUUGGAUACUUGA
Messenger RNA from Lentinula edodes (shiitake mushroom), 1239 nucleotides. RefSeq lists its product as uncharacterized. The record is from RefSeq and is a predicted model, not a curated record. The coding region runs from base 1 to 1239 and encodes 412 amino acids. NCBI's taxonomy places the organism in Eukaryota, Fungi, Basidiomycota, Agaricomycetes, Agaricales, Omphalotaceae. The transcript has 5 exons.